AUGGCCGCGCCCACACGGCCGCAUGACCCUAGUAAAGACGGGACAAUUACUGACUUAACAGUGAUAAAUUUUACAAAUGUUGUGAAUGAAGUGUUAGGAGAAAAGAAUGGAAAUCGAAAAUAUCAAGCUCCACUUGUUAUUGAUGGAAUACCCAGGUUUCCGAUGCACAAACAAGAGGUCAUGAUCUCCAAGUUCUUCGAAAGUUGCAGCUUCAAGUUUUGUGCUAGUGGAGUCAUGGGGUUUGCACUAGGAGGAGUUUUUGGUUUGUUCACUGCAUCAAUUGAUCCAAUGUCAACCAUGUCCACGGAAACACCAACCACAAGGAUGGUGUUACAGGAGAUGAAAGCACGGUCCUGGAGCUACGGAAAAAACUUUGCAGUUGUUGGAGCUAUGUUUGCUACUACAGAAUGUCUAAUUGAAUCUUACCGAGGGAAGACUGAACUUAUCAAUGGUACAGUGUCUGGAGGAAUUGUUGGUGGGGUACUUGGCAUUAGAGCUGGACUCAAAGCUGGUGUGAUAGGAUCUCUUGGGUUUGCAGCCUUCUCAACUGUAAUAGACUAUUACAUGAGACAUAUGUGAUGCAAGGCCAAAACCUAGGAUUGUAGCCUUCUCACCUAUUUACAACUAUAGAUAUGCUAGGAGUUUACUGGACAUGGGAUUUAACUGAAUGAAGUGGUUGGUUUUAAAAUCUCAACAGAGUUGCGUGAAUAUGUCUUUAAAAUUGGAGAUGAAGCGCUGAAAUCAGUUUAAGUGUUCACUUGAUCAAACAACAUAGUUAUUCUGUUCAUUUUCGAUGAGAAAAAGUGUUUUGCAAAAUUGCAUAUCUUUUUACAGAAUUAUUUCACUUUUAAUCGUUUUCAUUAUAAAGAUAUUGUUACAAUCCUAUCUAAUUUAUUCAUCAGGGUAUUGGUUACUGAAUACGACACCCAUGAAAAUAUUAGUUACUAAGAUUUCACUGGUUGCUAAGAAAACCUUUUUUCCAAAUUGGUAACAUUAUCAACCCUGUCAAAUUUUCCAUUAUUGUAUUGACAGAUUAGGGUAUCAUACCAAAUAUUUUCUUGAAAACGUCUGAUUAUUGCGAAUUUUUAAAACAUUCUAAUUAUUUAUCCACUUCAUGUAAUUACCUUCACACAAAAGGUUACAUUUCUUUUAGCCAUCAGGAUAUCUGAGAAAAAAAGGCUAGAAAGCAUGAGUUGAUAUUUGUUUCAUUUUGUACAGAAUUUUAGUCCUAUUACUUGGAUUGUGUGUGGAUGUAAUGUAUGAAUAAGAGUAAAUGUGAUAUUUCUUAUGUUAAGUAUUUGAAAGAUUUUGUUU
Molecule: messenger RNA, 1314 nt
Organism: Ylistrum balloti
Lineage: Eukaryota; Metazoa; Mollusca; Bivalvia; Pectinida; Pectinidae
Product: mitochondrial import inner membrane translocase subunit Tim22-like
Exons: 4
Coding region: 1-579 (192 amino acids)
Biological process (GO): protein insertion into mitochondrial inner membrane
Cellular component (GO): TIM22 mitochondrial import inner membrane insertion complex
Molecular function (GO): transmembrane protein transporter activity
Source: RefSeq, a predicted model, not a curated record